Molecule: messenger RNA, 5865 nt
Organism: Trichogramma pretiosum
Lineage: Eukaryota; Metazoa; Arthropoda; Insecta; Hymenoptera; Trichogrammatidae
Gene: RhoGAP102A
Exons: 10
Coding region: 1-4794 (1597 amino acids)
Biological process (GO): signal transduction
Source: RefSeq, a predicted model, not a curated record
AUGGCGGACAGUCCCGGUCGGCGGCGAUCGCGUCGAGACAGCCUCGACGCGUCGUCCCAGCAUCAGUCGUCGUCGAGCGGGACUGCCGCGACGCGCUCGCCGCCGGGCUCGAAGGAGCGCAAACGAGCCACGGCCAAAGCCAGCAACAGCAACGUGCGAUGGCUCCUCACCCGCAAGACCUGGCGCUACAUGACCGAUGCAGGCCGCCGCCUCAUACCCGAGUCCAUAGCGGCGGCCAAGAUGGCCUCGUCGGUGGCCCACCACCAACAGCAAUCCGAAAACAUUCCGAUCGAGCUGAUCGAGCAGAACUUCCAGGAGAUAUGCUCGAAGGAGACCAAGUUUUUGCCCGUGCCGAAGCGCAAGUACUCCUGUCCGGGCAGCUGGCUGGGUCUUCCUAGCAUACGCGUCAAACCGCCUCGUCGCAUCGGUGGCAGCUGCCGGAUCAAGCCGAGCUGGCUCGACGAGGCCGAGCGCCGCUCCAGAGGCUCCAACUCGAGCUUCGGCGGCGUGCCCUCGAGUCCCGUCAUCAACUCCGGCCGGCUCGACUUCAACAAGGUCAAGCGCGAGUGGCUGCUGACGGACCAUCAUCACAGAUCGUCCGCGACGACGCUGGACAGCAGCGGCGGUGGUGGCGUCGGCGGCAGCGCGUCGAGCUCGCCGGGAGUCGAGCAGGAGCGCCUGAGCCGGGAAGAGGCCGAGACCAGAGAGCUGGAGGAGAUGUUGGAGAGACUCCUGAUUAUGCAGGAGUCGCAGAGCGCCGCCUCGACGAUCACGAGCACGAGCAGCAAUCCGACGACGACGCGCUCGACCUCGGGCGACCACUCGGUACCGGGCUGCGGGCUAGCCAAGGAGCCUUCGUCCAGCACCACAAGUAGUUUAGAUUGCAAGAAGCUCUUUGAAAAGUUGAAUCAGCUUCUCAACCAACUCAUGUCGGACAGUAGACGAGACGAAGCGUCCGGCAAAUCAGCAACAGCAGCAGCAACAACAGCAGCGACCUCUACGUACAGCGGCAGAAGGACUACGACUAAUUAUCCCGCUUCCGCAACAUCCUCGACAAUGACCUCUUUCGAUUCGACCGGUGGCGUUUCCAGGAGGGCCAAGCCUUACCACAGCGACUCGGGGCACCAGAUGCUGCUCGACACCCUGAGGCGCCAAUUCGGCAAGUCGCCCAAUUGCGAUCACAUGAUGCAGGACAUUCUGACGGACAGAAAGAAGUUGUCCGAUCUGUAUUUCGCUGUCAGGCGAGUGAGGAAUUUUCGCGGUCCCAGGUCGACGGGCGUGUGGACCUCGCCCUCGACCAGAUUCUUGACGUCGCCGAGUGGCACGAGCGGCACCGGUGGCAGCCGCAGCCGUCUAGGAAAGAGCGGCGGCGACGACGCGAGGGACGGUCGAGAGGUCACCUCGCCGCCGCCGCUGAUCGCCGUUCAGGGGCCUAGUAUCGAGCGCGGAACCACGCACCAAGGCACGCAGACCGAUCCGGUGUCGCGCGAGACCCUCGACCACUGCCUGCAAGAGCACGUGAAAGAGCAUCAGCAGCAGUUGUCGCCCAAAGAGCAGCAGCAGCAGCAUCACAAAUCCGGUCGUCGGCGUAGCAGCCUCGAGGACGACGUCUCGCCCUCGGUCAGCGACACGAUCAAGCGCUACCUGCGCAUGGCCCGGAAAAAGUCCGUGGACGGCGACAAGGCCGACAGGUUCAAGCGCGUCAACUACGAUCGGAACCUGCGCAACAUCAAGGCCAAGGGCGAGAUAAGCAAGCCCGGCGACGACGACGGCAACAGCAAGGGCUGCCAGACCCAAACCAACUGGAUGAUCGGCUAUCGGGAGAUGGGCAGUAUGCAGCCGGGCGAGGCGCUGCAGCUGCUGCUGCUAUCGGACGACGCGGAGACGACCACCUCGCCCAUCAGCCGCGACGCCAGUUCGAGGAGCAGCAUAGACGCGGGCCUCGGCAGCGAGGAGCCGACGACACCCAAGCAUCAUCAGUCCUUUUUGUCCCAUUUCUUGCACGGUGGCAAUGCGAUGCAAAAGAGCAAGUCGUCGAGCAGCGUGGUGCAUCACAGCAGUCGACUGGUGGCCAAGAAAAUCUUUAAAUCCAGAAGCAAGAGCUCGUCGAGGGCCGUCAACGUCGUUUGCGCUUGGACGCCCCAGGGCAAAUGCACGUGGGCAGGUACGAGUGGGCGUAGGGUAACGCUGCAGGAUACGCCGCUGCGUCAGCUGUCAGACAUCGAACGCAAGGUACUCAGCGUCGUUGCCGUGGCCAAACUCCAAGCUCUCAAUCUCGGCGUUCAAAUAAGGCCGCCUGCCGAAUCGUUGAGCGGCGGCUCGAGCAGUUCCAAGCCCAAGAGACGAGCCUAUUUGCUCAAGCGCAAAGCCCUGACCACCAGCCUCUUCGACAACAAGGGCAAGGAAGAUAAAGACAAGGAUGCGAUCGGCACUGGCUUGGUAUUCGGCUUACCCCUUGCCCAGUGUCUGGAAAACGACAGAAUGUCCCGAGUCGGCAGUACAGGUUCUGGAGAAAUGGGCUACGACAGUGCCCUCGGCCACGCCAGUCGACUCGGCAGCCGAGCCAGCUUCACCAGUCUGUUCGAAUCGACGACCAGCACCUCGGCUAAAACCGACGAGGGCGGCUCGUGGGAGUCCCUGCCGUCGAAGACCGGCACGACGACGGGCAGCGCGGCACUGACCGGAAGCGACUCCGGGGUGCUGCUCGAGCUCGGCGACGGACACCUGUCGGACUUCGAGGUCGUGCCCAACAUCGUGCGCCAGUGCAUCAAGCACCUCGAGCUCACGGGCCUGCACAUGCUCGGCAUCUUUCGCGUCUCGCCGUCGAAGAAGCGAGUGCGUCAGCUGCGCGAGGACUGGGACUGCGGCCGAGAGACGAAGAUCGGCGCCGACCAGUGUCCGCACGACGUUGCGGCCCUGCUCAAGGAGUACUUUCGCGAUCUGCCCGACGCGCUGCUCUGCCGCGAUCUCUAUCAAGCCUUCGUUCACACUCAGAAAAUUCGCAACAGACGACUACAGCACGAAGCGCUGCAGCACUUGGUGCAGCUGUUGCCGACGCCAAAUCGCGAGACUCUGUACGCUUUGUUGAACUUUCUCAGCGAGGUCGCGGCCAACAGCGAAGAUCGUGGCGAGUUGAUCGGCAACAAGAUGGACAAGACCAAUCUUGCUACCGUAUUCGCACCCAACAUACUGCACUGCGUGAAGGCCGGCCACGCGCGCACCGAGCUCUCGGCCGAGCGUGCCGAGGAGCGCAUCGACGUGAUCAACGUCGUUCGGGCACUGCUCGAGCACGUGUCCACUCUCUUCAUCGUACCAGCGGCUUUGGUCGACGAGCUCUACUUGCACAUGAUGGACAGUCAUCCGGCCGAGCUGGAUGCAGUCCUGUCUAGGCGCGCCGACGAACAAUGCCAAGACGAUCCUGAGUUGUGCUGCAGCGAGACGGAAAAUUAUUCGGUGGACGAGACGAGCUCGCCAACGUCGCCGACGUCGCCGACUGCCCUGACGGCCCCUGCCACAGCCGUGUCCAGCAGCAGCGGCACGAGCAGUACGAGUCAGCGGCGCCUCUACUCGCGCCAGGAGUGCCUGCACGAGGCAGGUGGAACGGGCGGCGAUAUCGUCAGUCCCCGACAGCCGCGACGCUCGAACAAGCGUCCGAGCGGCCGUCGGAAAGACGGGCUGGUCGUCGGAGACUCGUCGACCGGACGCAGCAACAGCAUCGACAGCGUCUCGAGUCUCGAAGAUCAUCCAACGCCGACUCUCGCCGAUUCCAGAAAGUCCAAGAGUGGCUCCGUCAUCACGGCCAGUCUGACGAUACCGAUGACCGGAGCCUUGACCCUCAAUCUCGACGACCCCGACAUACCUUACAUCGAGGACACGACGAACAAUGUGGUAAAAAGCGCCUCGCCUAAUGCACCUCCGAGACGACAGAGACAGAGAGCAACGAGCGGAGAUGAUCCCGCGUCGCCGACGAAAUAUUCCGGAGGCAGCGACAGCGCCGUCGGAUCGUCCUCCAAUACGGUCGAACAAGCGCCGAGCUCGCCGUCUUGGGCCACGAGCAGCUGUUCUCCGCCGGCUAGCCCGGACUCGGUCGUUUCGCCUCGACAACAAAAUCCGGAGCAGCAGCAGGCGUCGUUGCAGAGGGUCUCGUUUACGACAUCGAGCGAGCUCAAGCAGAUUCAGAGAUCAUCCAUGCUGGACGCGUAUCAUCAGCGCUCGCAGCCAAGUGCCCAUAAACCGCAGCAGGCGAGCCUCGGCUCAUCUUACAUGUCCGGCGGCGCUACUUCGACCCGCACGCCGGCUUAUACGCCGAGCAUAACCAAUAUCGGCGGUGCCGUUAUGAGAUGUAAAACUGAGGAUAUCGAGCGCAUGAUGAGCCUCAACUGUGGAGAACUGCCAAGCUCGAGCAGUCGUUCGAGUAUUAGUUCGAGUUCCAUCAAGCCGUCGUCCUCGACGUCGAACGUGCUCGAUCACAAAAAGUACACGAAGCGCCGUUACACCGACUCGAGGCAUCAAACGCGCCACAUACCCGAUGCCGAGACUCUCAGCAAAACCAGCAGCAGUCACUUGCCGUCGAUGUCGUUCAUGGGCUCGAGAUUGAGCUCCGUGUUGCAUCCUCACAGCCAAAAGAGCGGCAGCGGCAGUGGGAGUGCUAGCUCUCACCACAGUGGUGGCUCUCGACUGAGCGUCACGACAGGUGGUAGCUCGACGAGUACUUCGACGUCGACAACGACGCAGCCUACUACGUGGAAGCGACGCGAGCUCAUAUCGAGCGCGUCGAAAGGUCCUAUCUUUUGAUUAAAAAUUUCUUAACACAUAUACGUUGAACGAGCGCAGACGAUGUAAAAAGUAAGCUACGCUGUAAAUACUCUACUAUACGUUUUUCGGUAUAAAUUUUUUUUACUAACUUUUUUUAUAUAAAAACGUUUUAUUUUUUCUAUGCGUAAUUUUGUAAAAAAAAAAUGAAAAAAAUAAAGUAAAAAAUAGUAAUAAAAAAUAAAGUAAGACGAUCGAAAGGAUUCGUUUGUGCCACGGAUUCGGGUACGUGGUGUAAAUACAUUAAAUUCUCAUUUCAAAUCUUGGAUUAUAUGCGUAGGUUAAAAAAUUUUGGAGCAAAAUAAAAUUCAUCGUUUGAUGUAAUAAUAAUCUACAACGUAGCGCAUGUAUUGUGAAAAAAAUAUAAAGAGUAGUUUUCCAUUAUCGUCUCGGAUCCAAAUGCUUUUAACUGUUAUUUGUACAUAAUGCUGGUUCGCGGAGAAGUAAAUAUACAAGGCUGCUCUCUCUCGCCUCUUAUUGCCUUGAGGCUAUAUAAAUCGUUGAUUACGCACAGGAAGCCAAUGCAAAAGCUUCGCCGAAGCAAAUCGUUUUACAAUGAAAACAAAAACGAAACGCCACAAUAAUAAGAAAGAAGCCAGCACGAGGGUUGCCAGUACUCGCUGCAGUUUCAGUGGUCUGACCUCAAAUAAAUGUAAUCCCUGUACCCAUUCCAUCCUUCGGAAAUUCGAUGCUUUUUCUCCUGCUCGUUUUCUGUUUACUUCCUAUGUAAAUAAAUUUAUUGGUCUUGUGUUAUUCGCAAUGAAUGACAAUUAGAAGCGAGACGAUAAUUGAAGUUCGAUUGAUAAUUGCACUGUGUAGGAUAGAAAAGUAAGGAAAUCUAAAAAUGUUUUUUGUACUGAGCUCCUACUAGCGAGGAGCUCUGAUACAAUGGCAAACGGACACGUUGGUACUUACUCAUUCGGUAUUUUUUGCGAGCAUGCAAAAAUAAUCAGAAAAUGAAAGUAAUUUUAAAACUAGCAGAGCGAGAAAAUGUUAUUGUUGUCGGUUUUAUUGUUAUCAUUGAAUUUGUUUUAUUUUAUGUAAUUUGAACAU